AUGAGAAGCGGGCGAAUCGACCGGAGCUGCACCUCCGCAAGCAGCAGCAUCCGCAGAACAAUGUAUCGCCUCGCCCCCCUUUUCCGACACCUUCCUCUUUUUCCCCUCGCGCCUCUCCGCAUCUGCAUGCUCCCUCGCACUGCCGUCGCUGCGCUCAGCGCGCCCCUUCUUGCGCGCCGCGUCCCUCCACUCCGCCACUGCCAGCUCCACGUCGUUCAUCCGCGCCUCAGUGCGCACCGCCGUCCCCGCACGUCCGCUAUCUCCGCCGCCUGCCGCGUACUCAACGCCCUCGCCUCGCUCACCCCGUCCCUCGCCUCCCCUCUCACUUGCUCAACAAGGCGCCUCAUUUCGUCCACCUCUCGCUUCAGAGCUGCCAUGGCCUCGCCUUGUUUCUUUACCUGCGCUUCUAACUCCUUCGCUCGCUCCUUCAAGCCUGCGCUUAUCUCCCUCAUCUCAAGCGAGGAAGAGAGACGUGGGAGGAAGGGGUUUCAAGGUGAGGACGAUAGGAGGAGGGGCGGAAGUGUUGGGGUUUAUGAGGAAUGGCGCGGGAGAGAAGGGUUUCAGGAAGAGGGUUUUAACAGGGAGGGGUUAAGGCGAGAGAGAUUCGCAAGAAGCGAAGGCCGGGGAGGGCGGGAAGGAUUCAGGAGAGACGACGGAGACCGCUUAAGGGGAAAGGGCGAGGGGUUUCGGGGACAGAGGGACGGGUUAAAGGGAGAGGAUGAGAGGUUUCGGGGAGAGGAGGAGGGGUCUAGGCGACAGGAAGGGUAUGGGAAGAGAGAGGGCAGAGGAAGUUAUGGAAGAGCGAGCAGGCAGGAAAGGCAAAGCGACUUGAGCAGGUUCAGUGGUUAUGGGAGAAAGGAGAGGGCCGGGAGGUGGGAGGGAGCGGAAAGGGAGGGGAGUGUAGAAGGGGCAGAGAGGGAAGGGAGGGGGGACGGUGAGAAGCGAUGGGGAGCGGGUACGAGAAGUGUUGGGGAAGCGGAGGGAGGGAAUUGGAGGGGGGUAGAGGCGGGGGGAGGAGAGGGACGGGGACGGAGCAGGGAGAGUUUUGGGGCAUCUGAGAGGGAGGCGUCUGACACUCGAGGGGCUUCUGCUGCUGGGGACGCAGCAGGACGAGGGGAGACGGAUGGGGGAGAUUUGGGGGAGAGAGAGUGGGGACGGAGUGAAGGCGGGGCCAAGGAGUGGAAACUGGGGGAGAGGGGAGCGGUGGAGGGGGGAGCAACGGAGAGGCAGAGCGGGAAGGGGCAUAGUGAAAACAGGCAGAGGGAAAGUGGUGGCAUUGCAGCAGGCGGAGGAGAAGAAGGUGGGGGGAGCAGGGGAAGGGGAGUGGCGGAGGAAGGGGUACAGCAAGGGGGGGCAGAAGGAGGGGAGGGCGGAGUGAGGGGAGUGGCGGAGGUGGUGAUGCAGCAAGGGGGAGUGGACGUCAUGGGUUGGGAUGACGUGUUCUUUGCUGACGUGGGCGUGACGUGGCAGGGCCUGGGGAUGCAGGAGGAGGUGGCGGAGGCAAUGCAAAGGGCAGGCUUCGAGCGACCAUCAGCCAUUCAGGCUGGCGCCAUUCCGCAGAUCUUAUCGGGAUCAGACGUGGUGGUGGCAGCUGAAACGGGCAGCGGGAAAACGCACGCCUACCUGGCACCCGUGCUGAGUCAUGUGCUGACGUGGCGCGAGGAGGAGAGGCAGAGGGAGAUGGCAGAGAGGGAAGAGGAGAGGAGGAGUGAGGAGAGUUUGGGAGAGGAGGGAGAGGUGGGAGAGGUGCGGAGGAGGAGGGUGGGAGCGCGCAAGUUUGCUCUGGUGCUGUGCCCCAACGCUGCCCUGUGCCGCCAGGUGAUGGAGAUGGCCUUGUCUCUCCGCUCGCCAGACAACCGCCCCUUGCUCGCAGUGGAGGCUGUCGUUGGCGGGCAGGCGUGGCCCUCCACCCCACCGGACGUGGUGGUGGCGACGCCAGCGGCGCUCUUCAACCAUCUCUUCGCGUUCGACCCCAAGCAGCGCCGCCGCUCCGCGUUUGUGAGGGACGUGGCGCUGGUGGUGGCGGACGAGGCCGACAUGCUGCUCAGCGGGGGGUACGCCAGGAUCGUUGGGCGGCUGCUCGGGCUCUUCCGAUUGGACGAGAAGGAGCGCUCCGAGGCUGCCAGGCUGGCAGCAGGGUCUGCCAGCGUGGCUCGGGGAUUUGGUGCUGGGGAAAGCGAGGAGGAAGGGAGGGGGGAGGAUGAGGAGAUGCAUUGGACUGAGAUGGUUCCAGUGGUGGUUCAGGAGCAAGGGGAGGGAGGAGCGCAAUCGGCUGUUGCUGCUGCUGCUGCCGGUGAUGCCUCGUCUUCAGCUUCUGCUGCCUACCAGGGCAAGAAGAAAGCGGUUGAGGGAGCGGAGGAGGGGGAAGGGUAUGGUGAGGCGGAUAAAGAGUGGAGUGAGGGGGAGGAGGGGGGCAAGCAUGGGGAGGAGAGAGCAGCGGUGCUGGACGCAGCUGUGCGGCUGGGAGAGAGCGAGCGAGCAGCGGGGAGGGGGGGGAAGGUGGUGGUGAGUGUGCGGGAGAGUGCGAGGGAGGAGGGGAGCAGGAGGGCGAAGUGGGGUCGUCGUCGGAGGGAGUAUGCGCGGAGCAAGCAGUACGUGUGGGUGGCGGCCACCAUGCCGGUGGGCACCAAGAGGAGCGUGGGGGAGGUGCUCGCCAAGCAGUUCCCCGCCGCCGUGUGGGUCAGCGGUGGCCUGCUGCACCGCCACAACCCCUUGUCAGUGCCCAUCACCCCACUCCACACCUGCACACCCACACACACCCAAAGGCUUGUACGGCACGACUGGCAUCAGGUGGAUGACAGCUCGCGAGCCGCUGCGCUGCUGAGAGCGCUGGCUGGUGGAAAUGGUCAGCUGGAGGGAGGAGUGGAGAGCGGUGCAAAUGGUGUGCCGAGUGCAGAACAGCAUGACAGCAUCCAACGGACCAUGGUCUUUGCCAACGACGUGGAAUCGGUGGACGCCAUUGGCCGGCUCCUCCAGCGCCACCUGUCCUCUGCUGCUGCCACGUCAGCAGGAGGAGCCGAUGACGUGGCGGUAGGAGGAGCCGCUGACGUGGCAGCAGAAAAGGGUGCUGACGUGGCAUGGUGCGCGGUGUACCACAAGGACGUGCCGCUGGACGAGCGGGAGCGCGCACUGAGAAGGUUCCAGGAAGGAGGGGGUGUGCUGGUGUGCACUGAUGCUGCUUCAAGGGGAAUUGAUGUGGAGCAUGUGUCUCAUGUGGUGCAGGCGGAGUUCGCCCUCAAUGCCGUGGACUUCCUUCACCGCGUGGGCCGCACCGCCAGGGCGGGCAGGCCUGGCCGCGUCACGAGCCUGUACACAGCUGGCAGCGCACCAUUGGCCGAGGCCGUGAGGGCGGCGGUGCAGAGGAGGGAGAGCACGGUGAGUGGUGGGGGAGGAAGGGGGGGAGUGUAA
Messenger RNA from Closterium sp. Naga37s-1, 3408 nucleotides. The record is from the annotation of a GenBank genome assembly. Lineage: Eukaryota; Viridiplantae; Streptophyta; Zygnematophyceae; Desmidiales; Closteriaceae.